Molecule: messenger RNA, 1285 nt
Organism: Acaromyces ingoldii
Lineage: Eukaryota; Fungi; Basidiomycota; Exobasidiomycetes; Exobasidiales; Cryptobasidiaceae
Product: WD40 repeat-like protein
Exons: 2
Coding region: 100-1077 (325 amino acids)
Biological process (GO): mRNA splicing, via spliceosome
Cellular component (GO): catalytic step 2 spliceosome
Molecular function (GO): protein binding
Source: RefSeq, a predicted model, not a curated record
CGGCUCAAAGCGCAGGUUCCUUCUCUUCUCCCCGUUUGCUUGGAGGAUUGAUAGACGAGGUUCGUCCGGAGAUACAGCCUCGGCCACUCCGCGGAUGGCAUGACGGGCCCGCCGCCGCUCCCGUUGCACCUCCACUGCACGCUUCGAGCGCAUUCGGGACCCAUUCAUGUGGCGCGCCUCAACUCCUUUGGCCGCUAUCUCUUGACUGGCGGAGCCGACCGGCAGAUCCACCUCUUUAAUGCUUCGUCUGCCUCGUCGAGUGGGCCGCCCAUCAAGACGUACAAUUCCCACAAUGGCACGGUGCAGGCCCUCGACAUCUCGCCCGACAAUGCGCGCUUCCUAUCCGGCGGCGAGGACCGCAACGUGUACCUCUACGACGUCGCCAAGGGUCUCGUCCUCCGCCGCUUCUCGGCCCACCACGGUGCCAUCAAUGCGCUCGCCUUUGCAGGCGAGCAGGGCGCUGCACUGGUCGCCGCCGCAGGCUUCGACACGACGCUGCGCUUCUACGACCUCAGGGCACAGGGCGCAUGGAGGCCCAUCAUGGAAUGCAAAGAGGCAAAGGAUGCGAUUCUCUGCAUGGCUAUUCGCGACGCAAAUGUCUGGACCGGAUCCGUCGACGGCGUCGUCAGGACCUACGACCUCAGAAAGGGAGAGCUGAGGGAAGAUACGAUUGACCGUCCCAUCACUUCACUGACACCGUCGACUACGCAGACAACACUCCUGGUCAGCUGCCUCGCAAGGGAAGGCGGCGGGGAUGGCGAGCAAGCGACGCACUCGCUCCUGGACCUCUCCGACGGCACCCAUCUCCAGACGAUCCAGGGAGGGCCCAACCGGCAGUACCGCUGCCGAUCCACGCUCUGGUCAUCCGACUCGACAGUCAUUGCCGGUGAUGAGACAGGCUGCGUACGGGCAUGGGACAUUGUCACAGGCCAAGAAAGGCGGGUGGCGGGUGGAGACGAGCACAAGGAACACGCAAAGGCCACGCUCUGGGUCGAAGGAACCGACAAGGAUGGAGGAAAGCUCGUCAGCGCGGGCGCAGACGGCGUAGUCAAGGUCUGGGGCGUGCAGCCAUCGUGAUCAGCCGUCCACGCCCGCCCCCGGUCCGUGCUCCAUCCAACCCAUCUACUUGUACAGUACAGUACUCACUUGGCACGCUUCCGUUUUCAAUCGACAAGCAACAAAGGCGGGGCUUGAACGGCCUUAGCUCGAUUUGAAGUGGGUCCUUUUUGUAAUACUAUCAUUAUUCAAUCUCUCGUCUCAAAAAGAAAUAGUGAAUGAAAGCGAC